Molecule: messenger RNA, 1150 nt
Organism: Anarrhichthys ocellatus (wolf-eel)
Lineage: Eukaryota; Metazoa; Chordata; Actinopteri; Perciformes; Anarhichadidae
Product: mucin-5AC-like
Exons: 9
Coding region: 8-1150 (380 amino acids)
Cellular component (GO): extracellular matrix
Source: RefSeq, a predicted model, not a curated record
ACCAAACAUGGGGACCACGGGACUUCAAUCCACGUCAUGGCUCAUCUACCUGACCCUGCUGGUUGGCUCACUCACUGAGACUGUAAUCAUCAUUCCUUCUCUACAGACACUGAGCCUGAGUUCAGCUGAUGAAAAUCAUAUCGGCCAAGUGUGCACGACUUGGGGACAAAAUCACUGGAAGACCUUUGAUGGAGAUUUCUUCCAGCUGGCCUCCAGUUGUAACCAUGUCAUGGCCUACCAGUGUAAAAACAGCCAUGAAGAUUUCAACAUCCAGAUGAGGCGUAAGACAGUCAACCAGGUCACCACAAUCAGCAACAUCAUCAUGGUGUUUGAGGGUACAGUGGUGGAGCUCUCCAAGAGCUCAGUGAUCGUCGAUGAAAAGACGGUGUCUCUGCCACAUGUCAAAUUUGGGGUGACUGUGAUGGGAACCACAUCUGGUAUCACUGUUGAAGCUAAGCAGGGAAUAAAAGUUAUGUGGAACCUGGAUGACUCCCUGGAUAUUGAAAUAGAUAAAAAAUACCAGAACCAGACAUGCGGACUCUGUGGAAACUUUGACGGCAUAACCAAUGAUUUGAUGAAAGACGGAGCUGAGCAGUCGGUUGCAGACUAUGCUGACACCUUUAAGGUGGACGAUCCAACAGAGAGCUGUGAGGAGCCGGUGCUUAACUCAGUCCUGGGCUGUGGUAAUAAGCAAUUCUGUGACCAGAUCUUCUCCAGAGCUUCAUUCAGUAGUUGCCAGAACCUUCUGGAUGUGGAAUCCUUCAGUAAAGCCUGUAUGGCUGAUAUGUGCUACAAAGACAAAGACACCGACCCUUUCCUCUGCAAAACCAUCUCAGAGUACUCCAGGCAGUGUGUGCACGCAGGUGGCCAGCCCAGUCAAUGGAGGAAUGCCACAUUUUGCUACAUGCAAUGUCCAUACAACAUGGAGUACAUGGAGUAUAGCAGUUCAUGUGCUGACAGCUGCUCCACCCCUCAGGCCAGCCAGACAUGUCGCAGCCACUACAGUGAAGGCUGCCACUGCCCUGCCGGAACGGUCUUGGAUGACAUUAGUAAAGCUGGCUGUGUUGCAGUGGACCAGUGUCCCUGUCUGCACCACAACACAGUGUACAAGUCAGGAGAGUCCUUCUCUCAAAGCUGUAGAUCCUGGUAA